CCCCGGACCCUGCAUUCACUAUACCUGGUCUCCCCGGACCCUGCAUUCACUAUACCUGGUCUCCCCGGACCCUGCAUUCACUAUACCUGGUCUCCCCGGACCCUGCAUUCACUAUACCUGGUCUCCCCGGACCCUGCAUUCACUAUAUCCUGGUCUCCCUGGACCCUGCAUUCACUAUAUCCGGUCUCCUGGACCCUGCAUUCACUAUAUCCAGUCUCCCAGGACCCUGCAUUCACUAUUCACUAUACCUGGUCUCCCUGGACCCUGUAUUCACUAUAUCUGGUCUCCCAGGACCCUGUAUUCCCUAUAUCUGGUCUCCCAGGAACCUGCAUUCACUAUAUCUGGUCUCCUCAGACUCUGCAUUCACUAUAUCCGUUCUCCCAGGACCCUGCAUUCACUAUACCUGGUCUCCUCAGACUCUGCAUUCACUAUAUCCGUUCUCCCAGGACCCUGCAUUCACUAUACCUGGUCUCC
This is a messenger RNA of Staurois parvus, 474 nucleotides long. Lineage: Eukaryota; Metazoa; Chordata; Amphibia; Anura; Ranidae. The record is from the annotation of a GenBank genome assembly.